Messenger RNA from Salvelinus fontinalis (brook trout), 3156 nucleotides. Its product is annotated as fibrous sheath CABYR-binding protein-like. Bases 79 to 2595 code for a protein of 838 amino acids. Gene Ontology annotation, molecular function: signaling receptor activity. The transcript is spliced from 7 exons. Lineage: Eukaryota; Metazoa; Chordata; Actinopteri; Salmoniformes; Salmonidae. The record is from RefSeq and is a predicted model, not a curated record.
AGAGCUCAUGACAAGCUUAUAAAGAGACAGACACCACAAAGCAGCCAGUUUGAGCCGUUACCUGGACUACAUUCACAGAUGAAGAUGAAGACUCUGGUCUUACUGUUGUUGAGCCUGGCAGUGGCUCUAGGGAGACCACAUGGAGUCAUGGAUGAAUGGAUUGAUGAAUGGAAACCAUCUUUGCACCAGAGAGAGAUCUACCCAGUCCUGAGAGACGUGGAGAAACCAGCUGGCUGGAACACUGAGGCGAUUGUAAAACAAACCCAGCUUAGUUCCGUGGUGGAGGAGAAACCUAAUGAACUGAACCCUCUAGUGCAGGAGAAACCAGAAGAGCUGAGCCCCCUGGUGCAAGAGAAUCUAGUGGAACCCAGCCUGGAUUUACAGGUGAUUCCAGUAAGACAUGAAAAAACAGCUGAAUGGAUGCCAGUGGUUCAAAAGAAACCAGAGACAGAAGACACUGUGGAGCUGGAGAAGAAAGUAGAGAAAGCCCAGGAGAAACCAGUAGAGAAAGCCCAGGAGAAACCAGUAGAGAAAGCCCAGGAGAAACCAAUAGAGAAAGCCCAGGAGAAACCAAUAGAGAAAGCCCAUGAGAAACCAGUAGAGAAAGCCCAGGAGAAACCAGUAGAGAAAGCCCAGGGGAAACCAGUAGAGAAAGCCCAGGAGAAACCAGUAGAGAAAGCCCAGGAGAAACCAAUAGAGAAAGCCCAGGAGAAACCAGUAGAAAAAGCCCAGGAGAAACCAAUAGAGAAAGCCCAGGAGAAACCAGUAGAGAAAGCCCAGGAGAAACCAAUAGAGAAAGCCCAGGAGAAACCAAUAGAGAAAGCCCAGGAGAAAUCAAUAGAGAAAGCCCAGGAGAAACCAGUAGAGAAAGCCCAGGAGAAACCAGUAGAGAAAGCCCAGGAAAAACCAGUAGAGAAAGCCCAGGAGAAACCAGAAGAACUGAGCCCUCCGGUGCAGGAAAAACGAGGAGAACUGAGCCCUCCAGUGCAUGUGAAACGAGAAGAACUGAGUCCUCCAGUGCAGGAAAAAACAGAAGAACUGAGCCCUGCCGCAGAGGAGAAACCAGAAGCACUGAGCCCUGAUGAUCAGGAGAAACCAGAAGCACUGAGCCCUGUCGAACAGGAGAAACCACGGGAAGAUGUGGCCCCUGUGGUUGUAGAGGAGUUGGUGGAGGUGGGCCCAGCAGCAGAGGAGGAGGCUCAGCCUGAGCAGGAGAUGGAGGCUGAGAUGAAAGAGGAUCUACUGAGGAUGGAAGAUCCCGAGAUGGGGAAACCAAAGAUGGAAGAAGCAGAGAUGGGAUUAAAUAUGGAACAACCAGAGAUGGAAGAACUAGAGAUGGAAGGAAAAGAAACGGAAGAACUAGAAAUGGAGGAACCAGAAGUACCAAGGGUAAAAAUGGAACCUGAAAUAGAAAUGGAGACAGAGGUGGAGAUGGCGUUUGCAAUGGAUGAGGGGCUCACCUACCAAGAGGAGGGCCCUCUUAUGGAGGGUGAAAAUGUCAUGGCUGAAGAGCCAAUCAUGGAUUUGGAACCACUACCAGAGGACAGUUUGAUUGAACAGUAUUGGAGAGGAGGCAGUCCUAUGGAUGGCAACAAGAUGUCUCCAGAAAUUAUGUAUAAUUUUGAUCUGGAAGAGGAGCCAAUGACAGAACUAGAGCCGUUGCUAAGGGAGGGGCCUAGCCUGGAGGAAGACGAUGAGUAUGUCAUAGCGGAACAACCAAUCAUGGAACUGGAGCCUGAAAUUAGGGGUGUGCCUUUUGGAGAGAAUCCAAUCACGACAGAUUACGCCAUCAAGGGAGAGAAGCCAGUGAGGGAACUGAUGGAAGACAUGGGGCCUAUGAUGGAGAGGGAGUACUUCCUGGCUGAGGAACCAAUCAUGGAGCUGGAACCUGAAAUGAGGGAGGGGCUAUACACUGGGCAUUAUCCAAUGACAGACUCAGCUGUGAUGGUAGAGGAGCCAAUGAUGGAGUUGGAACCUCUAGAAGAGAAGAGGCGUCUUCGGGAAGAGCGUUUGCUUUUGGAGGAGGGGGUUCGAGUAAGAGAGAGGCCUCUCAUGGAGCAGCCAAUGAUGGGCGAGGGCCCCAUGAUGGAUGGAGAGGCGCGCAUGUGGGUGGAACCAGAGAGGGAGAAGCGGUCUUUAAAUAUGGAGGAGGUGGGGCUACGGGAGAACACGGCCCAACGUCAACCUACAGGGAGGAGCUCCUGCAGUGGUGUGGUCCUGGAGGGGAAAUGCUACCAGUUCUUCAGAGGCCCAAAGACAGCUUCAGAUGCUGAGUUCUACUGCCAGGCUAACUUCCCUCCGGGCCACCUGGCAUCCAUCACCAGUCCGACCAUCCACAGACAGGUCAUGGACCUCAUGCUGCAACAGAUCGGAGGAUACACACGCACCUGGGUUGGAGGACUACGCUACCUGGACACUGGUCGCUUCAUCUGGUUGGACGGUGCCCACUGGUCCUAUGGGGAUUGGUUGCCUGGCGAGCCCAAUUACACGGCAGGGGUGGAGAACUGUCUGGAGCUACUGGCACUUGGAAAUGGGAAGUUCAAUGAUAUGCCGUGCUGGGAUCUGCGAGCGUUUGUCUGCUCUCACCCUGUCUAGGAAACAGUAGGAUAAAGCUGCUGAGGGGAGAACGGCUCAUAAUAAUGGCUGAACUGGAGUAUAAUGGAUGGAAUGUAAUGGUGUCAAAUCCAUGAAAACCAUGUUUCUGAUACCAUUCCAUUAACUCCAUUCCAGCCAUUAUAUUGAGCUGUUCUCCACCGCCCUAGACACUGAUCUAAAGUCAGAUUACAUUCUUCAUCCCAGUGUGGAAUAUUUGGGGGGAAACUGAUCCUAGAGCUGUACAUAUUAGUGCAUCCUCUAUCCCGAGCUCUAGGAACACAGCGGUGUCAGAUUUUAUGACCCUUGCACUUUGAACCUCUCAGGAGGUUUCCAGUCUGAGUCACGGGGGAUUCAAGUACCUGGCUUCAGUGGUGAAAGAGAUUCUUAAACAUUUAACUGCACUCACACCGUAAGAUAUUAUUUCUCUAUGAUAAACAAUCUAUUUUAGAGCCAUAGGAAAGCACUUUUUAUAUUUUGAAAAUAGAACUAUGCUCAUAUGUUUGUGUAGAAGUUAUAUAAAUGACUGUAAUGAAUUCUAUAAAGGGACAUUUUUGCUAGAAA